AUGAUACUCAAGGAAUGGCUAGAAUCUUUGGAGAUGAUCUUUGAUCAUAUGGCCAUGAAGGAUAUAGAUAAAGGCAUUGAUUUUAUCUUGUCGGGACAAGUCUAUCGAUCUAAUGUGUGGCGAGUGGUAUACCUUCGCUUGUUGUUUGACUAG
Dovyalis caffra is the source of this 153-nucleotide messenger RNA. The record is from the annotation of a GenBank genome assembly. NCBI's taxonomy places the organism in Eukaryota, Viridiplantae, Streptophyta, Magnoliopsida, Malpighiales, Salicaceae.